Humulus lupulus (European hop) is the source of this 480-nucleotide messenger RNA. RefSeq lists its product as uncharacterized. The record is from RefSeq and is a predicted model, not a curated record. The coding region runs from base 1 to 480 and encodes 159 amino acids. NCBI's taxonomy places the organism in Eukaryota, Viridiplantae, Streptophyta, Magnoliopsida, Rosales, Cannabaceae. The transcript has a single exon.
AUGCUUUUUGAAGAGAUUGUGGAACUUAAAAGCCCUCCAAAAGUGAAGAAUUUGCUUUGGCGUGCAGUAUCUGGUUGCCUCCCCACAAAUAUGAAAUUACGUUCUAAGCAUGUUCAUGUUCUGACACUUUUCCCUCAGUGUAAUCAAGGGCCCGAGACGAUAAUACACAACUUGGUAAAUUGCACUUUUGUCCAAGCAUGUUGGUUGAAAGCUGAGAUGGCAGGUGUGGGAACUGCAGAUGGCUCGUUGGUUGGGUGUUUGCAAUCUGUCUUUGUUAGAAUGAAUAAAGAAGAGGUUGAGUUGAUAGCAGUCCUGUGUUGGAAAGUUUGGAAGGUUAGGAAUGAGGUAGUUUGGUGGAAGAAAGGGAGGUCGGUAGAGGAAGUGGUUUUGUUGGCAAGAAUCAGUCUUGAUCAAUGGCAAAAAGCUCAAGUGAGAAGCUAUUUUACAUAUGUGUCUUUUCAAGUUAAUAGUGAGGGUUAA